GAAUGGCACGGAAAGAGGAGCAGCUGACUCCAGGACAGAAGCUGCUGGCCAUCAGGAGGAUGCCCAGUCCCCUGGAGUACUUCAGUUAUAACUGUAACUUCUUGGGGAUCCUGGCCGGUCCGACCUGCUCCUACAACGAUUACAUCGGUUUCAUCGAGGGCAGGAAGUCAGAGCCCAGCGCACCGUCACCUAAUACUGAAGUGGUGAAGAAGGUCUCGACCUCUUUCUUCUGCCUCCUCGUCUUCCUGUCCGUCUGCAAAGUGUUCCCCGUGGAGCGGAACAUCGACGAUGACUUCCUGUCGUCCACACCGCGCUGUGCUCAGGUGAUCUACCUGUACCUGUCCAUGCUCACCACCAGACCCAAGUACUACUUCGUGUGGACGCUCGCUGAUGCGAUCAAUAACGCCGCUGGUUUUGGUUUUAACGGCUAUGGCAGCGACGGCUCGGCUCGAUGGGACCGGAUCUCGAACCUGCGGAUCCUGAACAUCGAGUUCGCCACAAGCUUCAAAGACUUCCUCGACAACUGGAACAUCCAGACGGCUCAUUGGCUCAAAAGGGUCUGCUAUGAGCGCUGUCCCUACUACCCGACGGCCGCCACCUUCAUCCUGUCGGCCAUGUGGCACGGAGCGUAUCCCGGGUACUACCUCACCUUCCUCACCGGCAUCUUCAUCACGCUGGCAGGCAGGGCGGUGCGACACAACGUGCGGCCGCUCUUCCUGCGCUCCCAGACCCUGAAGCGAGUUUACGACGUGAUGACGUGGGCGGCCACUCAGAUCUGCAUCUGCUACAUGGUGGUGCCCUUUGUCCUGCUGUCAGUCGGACCCUCACUCAAGUUCUACCGGUCCUGGUACUUCGGGCUCCAUGUGGUCUGCAUCCUGCUGGCCGUGGCUCUGCCCGUCAAACCCAGACACCUCCGCCUCAAAGAGCAGCGCCACCUGCAGGCCACUCACAGAAACUGCAUCCAGAGGGAGAAGACCACAUGAGGGACAGUCAGCGUUUCACUUCCAUAAACUUGUACAGAGAGACGAGGACCAUGCCUUCCUGCUGUCGCUGCUACAGGAGCACGAGGGGCGGGACAGGGAGUUCAACACUCUAUAAGAUGGGGGCGUGAUGAAGUGUUACUGUUUACAGAAAGACUAGAGAGAGAAGGACCGCCGGGAGAGACCUCUUUCUGGGUCAGAGAAUCUGCAAAGAUGGAGAAUAUAUAUAUAGAUAUACGUAUCUAUAUAUAUAUUCAGUUUCUUCAUUUGGAGCAGCUGGAUGUUCUUCCCAUCAGAAAGCAGCUGACUGUCCAUCUGCAGGGAUGACUGAUCAGGAGGAAAGGAUGAACAUGGAAACGACAUGUAAAUAAAACGUGUUGAAGACCAGAGCAUUGAACAGAUGCUCUCAGAUGUCGUAUUGUUCUCUAUUAAACCAUCUCAGUGUCGUCAGUCUGGAGAAAGUGCCAAUGUGCCAACGAUGAUCCCAGUCGCCUUAGUGGUUUUUGUACAGGAAAAAGAAAAGUAUUUACUCUGUGGGUGUGAGCGGGGGGGAAGUGUUUACAUUUGUAGAUGUUUGUUAUUUAUGUAACUUAAACAGAAGUGUGUUUUGAUGUAAGCUGUGUGAGUUAGCGCUCAGAUAGCGUUAGCUUUCCAUCUGUUGGGGCAACAGAGCGGUUAGCUUGUUCGGCUAAUGGUUAUCUAACAACCUAGCCUAGCUGCUACGUUCAAUUUAGCUAAUCUGGUUUAGGGUAGCAUUAGCUAACACUUCAGUAUUUAGCUUAUUCAUUAGCAUCUGGUUUAGUUGUUGAGCUAAGAGAGUUGGCCCCAGUUUAGCUAACAACAGGUUAGCUUAAGGUUUACCUAGCAGCUAAUAGCCUCAUGUUUACACCGUGUUACUGAUAACACCUGUUCAGGUUAACUAAAGGAUCAGUGGGGGGGUUAUCUCUUUAAAGUACGUUUAUUUUAAAGCGAGUGAGUUUAGCAUAUUUUGCUCUAACAGCUAAAGCUAAGCUAACAGGCCAUUAUGUUGCAGUUGGUUCAGUUUUCCUUCUGAAGGAACGUGAAUGUAUUUCUUCUGAACCAAGACCUUAGGCUAGCGGCUAGCCCAUAAUAUAUUUUAAAUGAUGCAUCGUGAAGGCCAUGUUAUGGCGCAUUUCCACCAUGGCGCGUAGCGCGGUUUAAGCGUGCCGUGUCGUGCCGGGCCCGUUUUUGGUUGCGUUUCCACUAGGCCUAGUUCCGGCCCGGAGCUAC
Molecule: messenger RNA, 2231 nt
Organism: Trematomus bernacchii (emerald rockcod)
Lineage: Eukaryota; Metazoa; Chordata; Actinopteri; Perciformes; Nototheniidae
Product: lysophospholipid acyltransferase 2-like
Biological process (GO): lipid modification
Cellular component (GO): membrane
Molecular function (GO): acyltransferase activity
Source: RefSeq, a predicted model, not a curated record